CUCACUUGCAUCAAACUGCAGGGCGCGCCCGCAGUCCAACCUCCACCAAUCGCACUAGACGUUCCUUUCUAUUUUGCGCAGGAAUACCACGGUCCCUUUCCUUAGUCUAAAUACUCGACAUUUCGCGAGUAAGUAGCUCGACGAGACGAAGCCUGAAAGCGCAAGCUGCGCAAGAACACGAUACCCAACGUCACCAUGGCGCAAAAUCCAAACAACCUCGCGCAGUUCAAAUAUGCGGCCAUGUCAAAUUUGGUUUUGCAGGCGGACCGUCGAUUUACGACGCGCCGACCAGACGAGCACACGGGCGAUCCCGAGUCACUUGCUGGCCGUAUAAACAUUCGGGACAUGGGAGGACGGACGGCGCGAGACAAUGCGCCGACACAGCAGAAGAAGCCCAAGGGGCCUGGGAUUGAGCGAGGAAGCCUUGCGGAGGGCGGAGACGUCCUCGAGAGGGAGCAGCGCAAGAGGAAGAGGGACGAUGGCACAAGUGCUUUCGGGGCCACCGCUGCUGCUGAUUUCAAUAUCGAGGGUCUCACAUAUAAGCCACGGACACCUGCGACUCGCGCGACCUUCGACCUCAUUACAACUAUAGUGAGCAAGUCCCUCGGCGACGUUCCGGUUGCGACUACAAGGAGUGCCGCCGAUGCGGUCCUGGAAUACCUAAAGGAUGAUAGUUUGAAGGAUUUCGACAAGAAGAAAGAAGUCGACGAUCUUUUAGGUUCUUCCAUGGGCGCAAAGGAGUUCAACGAGCUGGUCAACUUGGGCAAGAAGAUAACCGACUACGAUGCGCAGGAUGACGAAGAAGGAGGUGACGAAGAAAUGGCGGAUGGUGACGGGGCUGAGAACGGCGACAACCAGGGUGUCGCUGUCGUAUUCGACGAUGACGAGGAUGACGAAGAGGGCGCUCAGACAUUCGAAGUGCGCGACGUCGAUACCUCGGAUGAAGAAGACGAAGCAGAGACUGCAGUGGAACAGAUUGGAGGCGACCAGGACCCAGAGGACCGCGGCAUAGCAGACACAGAAGAGACUGUACUACAAGGCGACAUAAACAGCUCGAUAGAUCGCAAGGACAGUGGCGACCAACUCAUUCCCGCACACGAGAUCGAUGCGUAUUGGUUACAACGGCAAAUAGGUCAAGUCUACGAAGACGCGCAUACACAACAAGAGAAGACACAGGAAGCACUAAACAUUCUCGCAGGUGUCUCCGACGACGGCGAAGAGAAGGAGUUGCGUGAAAUUGAGAAUGAUCUUAUGGAACUGUUCGAUUACGAACACCACGAACUUGUUGCGAAGCUUGUCCUCAAUCGAGAUCGAGUCGUUUGGGUCACAAAGUGGAGAAGAGCAGCAGAGGAUAAUGAUGAGCGGACAGCUGUUGAGCGGGAGAUGAGAGCUGCGGGCCAGCAGCAAAUCCUCCAAGAGCUACGCGCAAGGGAGACUGGCAUCAAGGCUGAGGAUAGCGCAGGCACUGGGAGGAUGAAAUUUAACCUCAAAGAUAUCAGCCUACCGGAUACAGGAGAUGUGGACAUGGCUGAUGCUCCAAAGCCUGAUGGCGUGGUUGGUGGACUACAGCCGUCAAGUCGACUGGUCAAUCUGGACAACAUUGUUUUCGACCAAGGCAAUCAUCUCAUGACAAAUCCUAGUGUCAAGCUGCCACAAGGAUCAACUCGUCGCCAAUUCAAGGGCUACGAAGAGAUUCAUGUGCCUGCGCCGAAAGCAAAGCGCGAUCCUAACGAACCACAGCUCAUGCCCACCUCUUCGCUGCCAGAUUGGGCGCGAGUCGGUUUCGGUUCCUCGAAAUCGCUCAAUCGCAUCCAAACGAAAUGUUACCCAUCAGCGUUCAACGACGACGGAAACAUGCUCAUCUGCGCCCCUACAGGCUCCGGAAAGACAAAUGUCGCUAUGCUUACGAUGCUUCGCGAGAUUGGCAAGCACCGAAACCCUCAGACUGGGGAGAUCGCGCUCGACGACUUCAAGAUCAUCUACAUUGCUCCGCUAAAGGCUCUUGUAGCUGAACAGGUCGGCAACUUCGGCAAGCGUUUGGAGCCGUACGGCAUCAAGGUUUCUGAGCUUACGGGUGAUCGCCAACUCACUAAGCAGCAAAUUGCAGAAACCCAGGUUAUUGUCACCACCCCGGAGAAGUACGACGUUAUCACCCGCAAGGCUACCGACACUAGCUACAUCAACCUUGUCCGCCUCAUCUGCAUUGACGAAAUCCAUCUCCUGCACGAUGAUAGAGGCCCAGUCAUCGAAAGCAUCGUGAGCAGAACGCUUCGACGUAGCGAGCAAACUGGGGACCAUGUGCGCAUUGUCGGGCUGAGUGCCACUCUUCCUAACUACCGCGAUGUUGCAAGCUUCCUCCGCGUAGACCCGGAUAAGGGCCUCUUCCACUUCGACGGGACCUUCCGACCCUGUCCCCUGAAGCAGGAGUUCAUCGGUGUCACGGACAAGAAGGCCAUCAAGCAGCUCAAGAUCAUGAACGAUGUCUGUUAUACCAAAGUCCUGGAACAAGUUGGCGAAAAUCGAAAUCAAAUGCUGAUCUUCGUACACUCUCGAAAAGAAACAGCAAAGACUGCCAAGUACAUCCGCGACAAGGCUCUAGAGGAGGAAUCGAUAGGUAAAAUCUUACGAUCCGAUGCUGCCAGUCGCGAGAUCUUGAGGGAAGAGGCUGAAUCAGUGCAAAACACUGAUCUCAAAGACCUUAUGCCCUACGGGUUUGGUAUCCAUCAUGCUGGAAUGUCACGCGCCGACCGUACCUCCGUGGAAGAUCUUUUCGCCGACGGAUCGAUCCAAGUCCUGGUUUGCACAGCAACACUGGCAUGGGGUGUCAACUUGCCCGCUCAUACCGUCAUUAUCAAGGGAACUCAGAUCUACUCCCCUGAGAAGGGCAGCUGGGUCGAGCUCAGUCCUCAAGAUGUCCUACAAAUGCUCGGUCGUGCUGGUCGCCCUCAGUACGAUACCUACGGAGAAGGUAUCAUCAUCACCACCCAGGCCGAGAUCCAAUACUACCUGUCGCUGCUGAACCAACAGUUACCCAUCGAGUCACAGUUCAUUAGCAAACUUGCGGACAAUUUGAAUGCAGAGGUUGUUUUAGGCAACGUGCGUAAUAGAGACGAAGCAGUUGAUUGGCUUGGGUACACCUACCUUUUUGUUCGCAUGCUUCGAUCACCAGGUCUCUACCGAGUUGGUCCGGAGUAUGAAAACGACACAGUGUUGGAGCAGAGACGUGUGGAUCUAGUUCAUGCAGCAGCACAUGUUCUAGAGAAGUGUAGUCUUAUCAAGUACGACAGGAAAUCCGGGUCACUUCAGUCGACCGAGCUUGGAAGGAUUGCGUCGCAUUACUACAUCACACACAACUCCAUGGCGACCUACAACAUGCACAUCCAGCCCGGUAUCAGCGCCAUCGAGCUGUUCCGAGUAUUCGCCCUAAGCGAAGAGUUCAAGUACAUUCCCGUACGCCAGGAUGAAAAGCUAGAACUUGCGAAGCUGCUUGGCAAGGUGCCGAUCCCUGUCAAAGAGGGUGUUGAAGAAGCUCAAGCGAAGAUUAACGUUCUUCUACAAGCCUACAUCUCUCGGCUCAAGCUAGAAGGUCUCGCUCUCAUGGCCGAUCUUGUCUACGUCACGCAGUCAGCGGGGCGUAUCCUACGUGCAAUUUUCGAGAUUUCUCUGAAAAAGGGCUGGUCUCAAGUUGCAAAGUUGGCGCUCGACAUGUGCAAGAUGGCGGAGAAGCGCAUGUGGCCAACCAUGACACCUCUUCGGCAAUUCCACACUUGUCCUCGAGACAUCAUACAAAAAGCUGAGCGAAUUGACGUCAACUGGUCAAGCUACUUUGGUCUUGACCCACCCAGCAUGGGCGAACUUUUGGGUAUGCCAAAGGCCGGCAAGCUUGUCUGCCAACUAGUAGAGAAGUUCCCACGCCUUCAGAUCGAAGCAACACCGCGACCUAUAACAAGGUCUUUACUCCGCAUGGAGCUGACGGUUCGACCCGACUUUGUCUGGGAUACGGAGCUACACGGAGCCUCUGAGGCAUUCUGGAUCUUGGUCGAAGAUUGCGAUGGCGAACAAAUUCUGUUCCACGAUCAAUUCAUCCUCCGUAGGGACUACGCUGAUGGCGAGAUGAACGAGCACCUAAUUGAGCUAACGGUGCCUAUCGACGAGCCAAUGCCGCCGAACUACUUCAUCACUGUCCUCUCCGAUCGAUGGAUGGCCUCUGAGACCAAGCUCGCCGUCUCUUUCCAAAAGCUCAUUCUUCCCGCAAAGUUCCCAGCCCACACUCCUGUUCUCGAUCUCCAGCCCUUGCCUGUCUCCGCACUAAAGAAGAAGGAAUACACGGGUCUAUACGACAACGUGAGCCGUUUCAACAAGGUCCAAACACAAGUAUUCAACUCGCUGUACACGACAGAUGACAACGUCCUUGUCGGUGCUGCGGCAGGCAACGGCAAGACUUUCUGCGCCGAGUUUGCUAUUCUACGGCACUGGGCCAGCAACAACGAAGGCCGAAUCGUUUAUCUAGCACCUUUCCAGGAGCUUGUCGAUACUCAGUUCAAGAACUGGAAUGAGCGCCUUUCCGGCCUCGGUGGAGGCAAAGACGUGGUUAAGCUCACCGGCGAAACCACGGCAGACCUCCGUUUGCUUGAGAAGGGCGACCUUAUUUUGGCUACACCUUCCCAAUGGGACUCGAUUUCGCGGCAGUGGCAACGACGGAAGAAUGUUCAAUCUGUAGCUCUUCUGAUCGCUGAUGAGUUGCAUAUGCUGGGUGGCUCAGGCGGGCACGUAUACGAAAUUGUGGUGUCCCGUAUGCAAGCAAUGGCAGCACAACUUGAGUCAAAAUUGCGCAUCGUCGGCCUCAGCGUCUCACUGUCAAAUGCGCGAGACAUUGGCGAGUGGAUCGGUGCGACCAAGCACACCAUUUACAAUUUCAGCCCUGGCAUCCGAGCAGUGCCAUUGGAGUUAAAGAUUCAAUCAUUCACUAUCCCUCACUUUCCAUCGCUGAUGAUGGCAAUGGCUCGACCAACAUACGCCGCGAUUACACAGCUGUCCCCAGACAAGCCCGCUAUGGUGUUUGUACCAAACAGGAGGCAAGCUCGCAAUUCUGCUGCUGAUUUGUACAAUGCUUGCGUCGCCGACGAGGAUGAUGACCGCUUCCUGAAUGUCGAACUAAAAGAUAUUGAGCACCUCCUUGAAAAGGUCAACGAGCAAUCCCUCGCUACGUCCCUUGCUCAUGGUAUUGGAUAUUUCCACGAGGCCCUCAACUCUUUCGACAAGAGAGCCGUGCAACACUUGUUCAAGAUUGGGGCUAUCCAGGUAUUGAUAGUCUCACGUGAUUCGUGCUGGGAAAUCGACAGCGGCGCCCAUCUGGUGAUUGUUCAGGGCACCCAAUUUUACGAGGGUCGAGAACAUCGCUAUGUUGACUAUCCCAUCAGCGAUAUCCUGCAGAUGUUUGGAAAGGCUGGCAGGGUAGGUAAGGACAAAUCAGCAAAGGGUGUCCUGAUGUUGCCCGCGGUGAAGCGCGAGUACUACAAGAAGUUCUUGAACGAGGCCCUACCCGUGGAGAGCUAUCUCCACGAUUACCUCCACGAUGCCUUUGUCGCCGAGAUCAGCGCGAAGACGAUUGAGUCCACACAAGAAGCUGUUGACUGGUCUACCUACACAUACUUCUAUCGACGUCUCCUCGCCAACCCUAGCUACUACAACCUCCACGAUACCUCCCAUGAGGGUCUCAGCGCGCAUUUAUCCGAGCUUGUUGAGCAGACAUUGAAGGAGCUAGCAGACGCGAACCUGAUUGAGCAUGAUGAGGAAGAGGAUGCGAUCACGCCUCUGAACCCUUGUAUGAUCGCAGCGUACUACAACAUCUCUUUCAUCACCAUGCAAACGCUCAUGAUGUCGCUCAACGGCAGAACCAGCUUGAAGGGCGUGCUAGAGAUCAUCACCGCCGCCACCGAGUUCGAGGACAUACAAAUCCGGCGUCACGAGGAGCACAUUCUCCAACGCAUCUACGACCGUGUACCAUUCAAGAUGCAAGAACCAAGCUUCGAGACACCACACUUCAAAGCUUUCGUUCUGCUCCAAGCGCACUUUUCACGCAUGCAACUACCCAUCGACCUUGCCAAAGACCAAGAAACCGUCCUCCGCAAAGUGCUCAACAUCCUCAGCGCAAGCGUCGACGUGCUCUCAUCAGAAGCGCACCUCAAUGCCAUGUUCGCUAUGGAGCUCUCGCAAAUGGUUGUCCAAGCAAUGUGGCAGAAAGACUCGCCAUUGAAACAGAUUCCACACUUCGACAACGACACCAUCAAAGCUAGCCAGAAGUUUAGUAUCAACGACGUCGAAGACUUCAUCAACGCCAUGGACGAGGAUGAGAAUCAGAGUUACAAGAAAUUGAUUGCUGCGCUUGAUGUUGAUCAAAGGCAACUGGCCGAUAUUGCCAAUUUCACGAAUAAUUUCUACCCCAAUGUCGACCUUGACUACAAACUUGUCGAUGCCGAAUCCAUUACUUCAAACUCGCCCACCCAACUUCGCGUCAGCAUCACGCGCAACAUCGACGAAGACGAGGAACUCAAGACAGAAGUCCACGCACCCUUCUAUCCUGCCGAUAAGACGGAGAGUUGGUGGCUGGUUGUUGGAGAUCAGAAGGAGCAUAGCUUGCUGGCGAUCAAGAAGGUGCCGAUUUUGAGAAAACUGGAGACGGUGAUGGAAUUUACGCUCGAAAAGGCUGGGUCAAGGGAGUUGACGCUAUAUCUUGUGAGUGAUAGUUAUCUGGGAGUUGAUCAGGCGCCUACGUUCGCCGUGGAUGCGGCUGAGGGUAUGGAUGAGGAUAGCGAGGAAGAGGAAGAUGAGGAGUAAACGUGUAGGUGCUGGAAUUAUCAGCAAGGUCAUUUGGUCUGCUUAGGUGAAAUUUUGUUCUGGCGUUCUCGGAUCAAAGUUGGGAUAUCUUGUAUUGUAUCAUAUGCUGUCAAUUCGCAUCAAGUAAAUUAGCUGCACAUGAAUCUCCUGUCUCUUUCUCUCUCUGAAAUGCCAUGCCUUGUACAAACGUUUUGGAGCUCGACUAAGAGAAUUAAAGCAUAGCAAGUGAGUGAGAUUAACGGAUCAGCUCAAAACAAAGUCUGUGUUUCUGGU
Cucurbitaria berberidis CBS 394.84 is the source of this 7110-nucleotide messenger RNA. Its product is annotated as pre-mRNA splicing helicase-like protein. The record is from RefSeq and is a predicted model, not a curated record. The transcript has a single exon. Bases 196 to 6837 code for a protein of 2213 amino acids. Gene Ontology annotation, molecular function: ATP binding; nucleic acid binding. NCBI's taxonomy places the organism in Eukaryota, Fungi, Ascomycota, Dothideomycetes, Pleosporales, Cucurbitariaceae. Gene Ontology annotation, cellular component: nucleus.